Molecule: messenger RNA, 747 nt
Organism: Penicillium concentricum
Lineage: Eukaryota; Fungi; Ascomycota; Eurotiomycetes; Eurotiales; Aspergillaceae
Exons: 2
Coding region: 1-747 (248 amino acids)
Source: RefSeq, a predicted model, not a curated record
AUGAAGUCUGCCGCUGUUGUGCUCGUGGGCUCAUUGUCCACCAUUGUCGCUGGACAUGGCUAUCUUAUCACGCCGGACAGCCGAACAAAGCUCGGAUUUGAGGCUGGAACGGAUACAUGUCCCGAGUGCACCAUUCUCGAGCCUGUUUCCUCUUGGCCCGAUCUCGACGUCGCCCCAGUUGGCCGCAGCGGUCCCUGCGGGUACAAUGCCCGUGUGAGCGUCGACUACAACCAACCCGGCAAGGACUGGGGUACCGAUGUUGUCAAGACUUACAAAGCUGGCGACGUCAUUGACGUCGUUUGGUGUAUUGACAACAACGGUGAUCACGGUGGCAUGUUCGCCUACCGUAUCUGCCAGGAUCAGGAUAUCGUCGAUAAAUUCCUGGACCCUGAUUACCUGCCAACCGAGGAGGAGAAACAGGCGGCCGAGGCCUGCUUCGACGAAGGCCUUCUUGAAUGCACCGAUGUUGAUGGACAGGAAUGCGGCUACAGUGCCGACUGUAGUGAGGGCGAGGCUUGCUACCGUAAUGACUGGUUCACAUGCAACGGCUUUGAUGACACUAAGUGCAAGGGCGUCGACAAUGCUGCGCUUGGCUCCUGCGAGACAACAAUCGCCGGCGGUUACACUGUCUCGAAGCAGGUCAAGAUUCCCGACUACGUCUCCAACCACACUCUGCUCUCUUGGAAAUGGAACUCCUUCCAAACGGGUCAGAUUUAUCUCUCCUGUUCAGACAUUGCUAUCGAGUGA